AUGGCAGACCAACAACAACCACCUCCAAACCAGAUUGCGGCAGUUCUCCCAUCUCCACCAUUCCUUUGGAAACAAUUUACUCCCGAAAAUGUUGAACAUAUAGAGAAGCUACGCGCGGGGAAAUAUGCAAAUCAAGGGGUCACCGAUAAAUUAUCCUACAAGCUUCCUCCCCGCAUUCUUGACCUUCCCUCGGAAUUACGAUUUCUACAACCCCCAGAACCACCAGAAAGCAUCAAUGAUGAAAUCUUCUCUUUCGAGAAGUCAGGCGUUGAACCACUAUACACACCACCUGAUACGCCAACAGGAACUGGAAAGCAUGUGGAUCGCGCAUUGAUUCUCAAACGGAUUGCAAAGUCACUACUAUUGAACUUCCUAGAAUUGGUUGGUAUCAUGAGUAUCCAUCCAGAACAGAGCCAAGAAAAGAUAAAUGAUCUAAAUACUCUUCUCGUGAACUUCCAUCAUCUCCUGAACGAAUAUCGACCACAUCAAGCACGAGAAUCAUUGAUUCUGAUGAUGCAAGAUCAAUUGGAGAAAUCGAGGGCUGAGACUGAGGGUAUCAUGAAAAUGAAGGAGAAAGUCGAAGGAAUAUUGGAGGGAUUAGGCCAAGUCAAAACCGCAGAUGGGGACAGUGCUGGUAGUCAAAUACAUGAGAGUGUAAUGGAGGAUGACGGGAAAGACGUUUGGGAGCAGUUGGACCUGGAAUUCAGCUGA
Messenger RNA from Sclerotinia borealis F-4128, 711 nucleotides. The record is from the annotation of a GenBank genome assembly. NCBI's taxonomy places the organism in Eukaryota, Fungi, Ascomycota, Leotiomycetes, Helotiales, Sclerotiniaceae.